CGAGAGAUAGUGAGACACAGCGUGCAUUUCUGUCAUUAUUUUGCGUCUCAAACGGAAUGGAAUUAUGGCCAGCGUUGUGUACCAUUAUGGCCUGUAGAACGGAAAGCGACGUUUUAAAGUCUUCUGAAACAUCACGGACUGCCGCUGCAGAGAGAGUGAGGGACUGAGCUCACUUAUGUGAGGUGUAGAGCAUCUUUGAGUGUGCUCAGUCCACUCUUGAGCAUCAGGAUGAGUGGAACAGGGGAGCAGUCCGAUAUCCUGGCUGUCGGGAGCAUGGUCAGGGAGCGAUGGAGAGUGUUGAAGAAGAUUGGUGGUGGUGGUUUUGGUGAGAUCUAUGAAGUCCUGGACCAGGUCAACCAGGUGAAUGUGGCUCUGAAGGUAGAGUCUUCCCAACAACCCAAACAGGUCCUGAAGAUGGAAGUAGCAGUUCUGAAAAGACUUCAGGGGAAAGACCACGUUUGCCGCUUUGUCGGCUGCGGACGCAAUGACCGCUUCAACUAUGUGGUCAUGGAGCUUCAGGGAAGAAACUUGGCAGACCUUCGGCGCACCAUGGCCCACGGCACAUUCAGCUUCUCCACCACACUCAGGCUGGGCAGACAAAUCUUAGAAGCCAUUGAGAGCAUCCACUCUGUGGGCUUCCUGCACAGAGACAUCAAACCAUCCAACUUUGCAAUGGGCCGACUAGCCAGUACAUGCCGAACCUGUUAUAUGCUUGAUUUUGGUUUGGCGCGCCAGUUUACAAACUCUUGUCACGAAGUCCGUCCACCACGUCCAGUGGCGGGAUUCAGAGGAACCGUCCGUUAUGCUUCUAUUAAUGCCCACAAGAACAAGGAAAUGGGUCGACAUGAUGAUCUGUGGUCUUUAUUUUAUAUGCUUGUGGAGUUCAUGGUGGGUCAGCUACCCUGGAGAAAAGUCAAGGACAAAGAACAGGUUGGAAAUAUGAAGGAGACGUAUGACCAUCGCCUCAUGCUCAAGCACCUCCCAGCUGAGUUUAGCAUUUUUCUUGACCAUUUCUCCAAUCUGGAUUACUACACUAAACCAGAUUACCAGCUCCUGAUGUCAGUUUUUGACAACAGUAUGAAGAGCUAUAAUGUGGUGGAAAAUGACCCUUACGACUGGGAGAGAACGGAUUCUGAGGACACGCUUAAUGUUGGAAACCUGGCAACCACAGCCCAGCAGCUUACCCGCCUCACACCUGCAUACCUGUGCAUGGCCAAUGCCUCUGUGAUCCCAGGCGAUUUGCAGCGUGAGAACACCGAGGACGUUCUUCAGGGUGAGCGCCUCAGCGAGGCUGAUAAUUGUGCCCCCAUCCCAACUCAACCAGCACAAAGAGCGGAUGUGUGGGAAGAUAUUGAGCACAGCCGUGACCGAAACCUCAACCAUAUCCAGCCACAAAUCAGAAAGGUGGCUAGUGAGGAGGAGCGAAGCAAAGAGGGCAACCAGAGCCCCAACAGUGGCUCUAUCCAAGGUUCUCCUAGACGGGUGCGCUCAGAGACCCUGCUCAUUGACCGUGUGGCUCCUCUACUGAGAAGGAUGCGCCACAGCCAGAGCAUGGGGCUGGACAAGAGACUGACCCCUGAGCCUAAACCCACCAUUGAACGCUUUCUGGAGGCCUAUUUAGGGAAGCAGCGGCCAUGCCUGCCCCAGGACAGGUCUGUCUGCCGGGUUGAGCAGGGCUCCUUGGAGGAUGAGGAGGGUGCAGCCAGCAGUGGUUACGUCGCAGUCAACCUUAGCCCAGUCCCCCAAGAGGGCGACUCACAGGAGUGGGUCCUAGUGGAGCUUGAGGGUGGUAGCGGAUCGGCUGGCUCUAAACCUGAGGAGGAGGAACGCUCAGGGAUAUCGCCACAUUCCUACAGCCCCCUCGCCCUCCCUCGAACCUGGUCCGACCCCCUCCCUCAGCGCACUAGCAGCCUAAGCAGUUUAGGAGAAUUCCAAGCAGGGGUCUGCCACACUGGACCUCCUUUUAUCCGCUUGCCUGGCAUAACAGGCUUGUCUGGGCUGAGGAGACUGCCCACAAUCCAGCCAGCACCAACGGUCCAUCUCAGCAGAAACUAUCUUGAACAGUCAUCCAAUGCAGUGCUACAGUCUGUCCAGCCACAGCAAAAGACUGGAGACGAUUCUCAGAUUGACAAUCCAUCAGGCGAUGCAGAAAAAGAGCACAAUCAUGUGCCAGCUUAUUCACCCCCUAAAAGCCCCAAUAAGCACUCUAUUCAUGCAGAUGAAAACAUUAUCCCUGUCAAAGCUUCUGAAAUAGAUGUGGAGAGUGACUCGGGCUGUCCUGAUGCUGGAACUUGUACAACCCCCAACCAGGGUGAGAUGACUGGGCACAGUGUUAAUGUAGCUCCGGCAUCACCUCGUGAACUCUCCCCCCGUGCCAGUCGCAUCCCGAUCCGUGACCCAGACUCGCCGACCCGCAGGGGUUUUCCUGCCCCGCUGUCUCCGUCUCUCUCGCUGUCCUGUGAGCACUUCCCAUCUGCACUGCUCCGUGACAAGUUCACCUUCCCCACUGGAUUUCGAGGGUAUGACUGGCAGGGAGAGGACCCUCUCUCUCUGUCCUCCUCCUCAGGCCCUCUAUCAAACAAGAGUAAAAUACCCAGACACAUAAGCCCCACACUAGUGCAGGACCAGCUGUCUGCUAGGCUGCCAAUGCUUAUUCCUCGGCCGCCACCAGGCAAACCGCCCCUUCGUACAGGUGGUGAGAACAGACGCAGACGCUACCGCAUUCGUGCUAGUAGCACUGGUGAUGCAGAUCUCCUGGACAACCUCACUCAGCUUAUGCAGGAGCGAGGCGGACUGGCCGUCAGCUCCUCCUCUCGUUACCAACGCACUACCACUUCCUCCCUGCAGCGCUCGCUAAGCUCCUCCCCUUCCCGAUUUGAGGGUGGACACAGCCAGUCACCAAGUAGCUGUUCAGCCUCCCCGCCCCCUCGAAUCAGUGAUGUGCGGGGGAAUAUGUCCCGAGGCUCGGUUCUCAGAGUGGGAAAUUCUGAGAGCAAAACUACAACCAAAAUGAGCAAAUAAAUAGAAAAACAUGCAUAAUGUAUGUAACUGAUGGUGUGAGUUUUCAGUAAUGUGACCGCUGGUUUCAAAAAUAUUACAAGUAGCUUUUAACCCGGUAUCAUGUAUGAAGCCUGAUGAACUGUAGCCUUUUUACAAGGGGUAUUUUAAUAAAUAAGUAGGGAAGAAAGAUCAGAUAUUAGCCAGCUGGAACCAGAAACAUCAGUUGUAAUUACUUGAAAGCAUCAUGUCUUUGCCAUUUAAUCAAAACAUAAAAUAUUAUUAAGGGGUCAUAUCAUAAUGUUUUAGGUUAAUAUAUAAUGUUAACUUCUUGUGUCAAAACAGAAGA
This is a messenger RNA of Xyrauchen texanus (razorback sucker), 3346 nucleotides long. RefSeq names its product tau tubulin kinase 2b (gene ttbk2b). NCBI's taxonomy places the organism in Eukaryota, Metazoa, Chordata, Actinopteri, Cypriniformes, Catostomidae. Gene Ontology annotation, molecular function: ATP binding; protein serine/threonine kinase activity. The transcript has 15 exons. Gene Ontology annotation, biological process: cilium assembly; signal transduction; peptidyl-serine phosphorylation. The coding region runs from base 229 to 3021 and encodes 930 amino acids. The record is from RefSeq and is a predicted model, not a curated record. Gene Ontology annotation, cellular component: ciliary transition zone; nucleus; cytoplasm.